Molecule: messenger RNA, 2536 nt
Organism: Trematomus bernacchii (emerald rockcod)
Lineage: Eukaryota; Metazoa; Chordata; Actinopteri; Perciformes; Nototheniidae
Product: protein FAM124A
Exons: 4
Coding region: 127-1758 (543 amino acids)
Source: RefSeq, a predicted model, not a curated record
CAGGAGCUACAAACCGGAACAUUCUGACUUUUUCUCUCUCAUUGAAGUCUCUUAUCCAAACCAUAGUGUGUUUUUAAAUGCCACUUUUUUAUUCCUCACUUCGGGACUUUUAAACAAUGCUGCUAAAUGUUUGAGAUGGAGAAAACCUCAGCAGAAGAUGACUGCGUGGAUUCAGGAGCCGAGACUGCAGGGUCUGAUUACAGUCCCUUGUCCUCAACCAGCAGCGAGUUCUCCAUGGGCGAGUUCCAGGACCCCUUCCUCGUCAGCGUCCACCUCAUCGCCGACCCGGGUCAGGGCCGGUUCCUGCAGCGCGCGGCUGAUGGCCUGCUGGCGUGGGUUCACCCCGAGCUGCAGCUCUUCAGGGUCUCAGAGCGGGCCUCCGUCUCCCGGCCGAAGCACCAUCAGAACCAUCAGAACGGCCCAAUGGCACCCAGCCAACCGUCCAUGGCGGUCAUCGUCUUCCUCCAGGAGGCGUACGGUGGCGAGGAGCAGAUCCUGAGUCUGCACCGCGCUCUGCAGAGACCUCCGUGGAGAUACCACCACACGGAGAAAGUCAGCAAUGGCCGCCGGAUGUUACCUCUGACGCCGUGCAGUCAGGACUUCUUCACUCUGUCGUCUGGAACGCCGCUGUGGGCCGUUCGUCAGGUCCACUACGGGAAGGAAAUAGUGCGAUUCACAGUUUACUGCCGGCAUGAGAACUACGUGGACAUGGUGCGGCUCUACAAGCUGCUGCUUCAGCGCAGGGUGUCGCAGAAGAAGGAGGACUUCUGCCUCUUCGUGGUAUACUCCAACCCCGAUAUGGAGAUCCAGCUGUCGUUCAAGAGGCUGCCGCGAGGUCAGAGUCCGCUGGUGAUGGAGUCAGCUGUGAUGGAGGUGAGGGUCCGGGAUGUGGGGACGCUGGUUCCCCUGCUGCCUCAACCCUGCAGCCCCAUCAGUGAGGUGCGCUGGCAGACUGAGGACUACGAUGGGAACAAGAUCUUACUGCAGGUCCAAGGUGCUCACUUCCACCACCAGCAGGACCCCUACUACAUCUCCUCCUCCGUCACUGAAUCCGCCUCGGCUCCAUCCACCUUCGCCCGCAGCUCCUACAGGAACCGCCGGCACCACCACCAUCGCUCUGCACCCCGACCCAGAGCCCACCAGACCCCCCACCCUGUGGCCUGCGAGGAGCCCGAGGAGCACCACCCGGAGUCCUGGAGGUCCCAAUGGAGAGACCAGCGCUCCGGAUCCCUGUUCUCUCUCCCUAACGUGGGCUCAGCCAGCUCUCGCUCCGCCUGCUCCUCACCUGGACCCUCACCAAGCCCCCACUCCCUCAACCGGAGCUCCUCCCUCAUCCCCUCUUUCCGCCUCAAUCUGGACGCUUUAGUCGGGGCGGAGGAGACGGAUGUGGACACGGGGGACCAAGUAAACCCAGAUGGAGGAGUGGAUCUCACCGUAGUGUCUGCGUAUAUUAAAUCCAGCCUGCCACAAACUCGGCCACUAUCGGCACCGCCUGAAAACAUCAGACCAUCCCUCUCUCCGGGCAUAUCGGAGGACGCCUACAGGGCGGCGACACUGGGCCGGACCCCCCAGAGCUUCACCUCCAAAACAACCCCCUACACCAUGUUUGGGUCGUGUGUCUACAGCCCCAACACGAGCGCUUCCCCCUCCCUCAGCGAUGUUUCCAUUAACCAGUCGGACAGCUGCAGCGUUAUCAGCGUACCACUUCAAGGGGCGGACACCAUAGAAGAAGAAGACGACCAAGAAUUCUACAUUUGAUAUAUUGUUUUGAGCUUUUUUAUAUGAAGGAACUAAUUCAAGUUUUAUUGGAGGCAGCAGAAGAUGCAAGGAAUAAGAAAGAGUGGAAUCCAGUUCACAUUUAAUGUCAAUGUGUUACAAAAGUGUUUUGUUUUUUUACAACCCCGCAGAGCUUGUAUGUUUUGAACAUAAGGUGGAUGUGAUCCAAAUAAUUGUGUGGAAUAAAGACAUAGAUUUAUAAACCAAUCAAUCCCACGUCCUACGAGUACGGAAGAGGAUAAGGGCCACUUGUGAAAACAAAUUUGAAAUCUGACCAAAAGUACAUUUUCUUCUUGAGUUUUCUUCAGAACUAAAACAAUUAUUGGAAUUCCGACUUUUUGUCUCAAAAUAAAUUCACUUUUGGUCAGAUUUCUAAUUUGUGUUCACAUGUGGCCCUAAUCCUCUUCCGUAUACAAUAACCCCAUCCUGACCUGACGUAAAAAAUUGAGAAAAAUAAACAACAAAACUUUUUUAACAAGAGAAAAAACUCUGCAAAAGUAGGCUCUUUGUAGUCUAUCCAUAAACUGACAGGACUCACUGUGGACAGAAAUGGCAGCUCUGCUCUGCCCCCUGGUGUUUGAUAGAGGAAUUACAGCAACAGCACGAACUUUAUUUUUCAUGUUCUUGUGUAUUUGUGAAUGUUGCUUUUGUUGCAUGUAGAUAAAAGCUUUAUAAAUGUUAUAAGUAAAUAAUAUUACACAUUUAAAGGAACUAUCACAUAACUGUGUACAGAUACAUACAAUAAAUGUUUUUCUCCUCA